This is a messenger RNA of Elephantulus edwardii (Cape elephant shrew), 1026 nucleotides long. It is a transcript of the gene SLC25A43, whose product is annotated as solute carrier family 25, member 43. Bases 1 to 1026 code for a protein of 341 amino acids. Gene Ontology annotation, biological process: transmembrane transport. The record is from RefSeq and is a predicted model, not a curated record. NCBI's taxonomy places the organism in Eukaryota, Metazoa, Chordata, Mammalia, Macroscelidea, Macroscelididae. The transcript is spliced from 5 exons.
AUGGCUACUUGGAGGCGGGACAGCCGGCUGACAGGCAGCCAAAGGCUGCUGUGCGCCGGGUUGGCAGGGGCGCUUAGCCUCAGCCUCACUGCUCCCCUGGAGCUCGCCACUGUGCUGGCCCAGGUCGGCGCCAUUCGUGGCCACGCCCGGGGACCCUGGGCCACAGGACUCCAGGUGUGUCAGGCCGAGGGGCGGCGGGCCCUCUGGAAGGGGAAUGGGGUGGCAUGCCUGCGCCUCUUCCCCUGCAGCGCUAUACAGCUGGCCGCCUACCGCAAGUUUGUCAUGCUGUUCACAGAUGACUUGGGCCACAUUUCCCAGUGGAGUGCCAUUGUGGCUGGGAGUCUCGCAGGCAUGGUCUCCACCAUUGUGACAUAUCCCUCAGACCUCAUCAGAACUCGGUUGAUUGUACAGAACAUGCUGGAACCAUCUUAUAAAGGCAUCCUCCAUGCUUUCUCUACUAUUUACCAACAGGAAGGGUUCCUGGCCCUCUAUCGAGGAGUUUCCCUCACUAUUUUAGGUGCUCUCCCAUUCUCUGCUGGCUCCCUCCUGGUUUACAUGAACCUAGAGAAAAUCUGGAAUGGCCCCCAAGAUCGCUUCUCUGCCCUCCAGCACUUUGCCAAUGUCUGUCUGGCCGCUGCCGUGACUCAGACCAUGUCUUUUCCCUUUGACACGGUGAAGAGAAAGAUGCAGGCUCACAGCCCCUAUCUUCCCCAUUGCGGAGGCGUAGAUGUUCACUUCUCAGGAGCAAUGGACUGCUUCUGGCAGAUUAUCAAGACCCAGGGGAUGCUGGGGCUCUGGAAUGGACUAACUGCCAAUUUACUGAAGAUAGUUCCAUAUUUUGGCAUUAUGUUUACAACCUUUGAGUUCUGCAAGAGAAUCUGUCUUUACCAGAAUGGUUACAUUGUGUCUCCUCUGAGCUAUAAAUUGAUCCCUGGAGUCGAUCAGAGUCUCAAGCCCCAGGAAUUAAGAGAAUUCAAGAAGUUCUUAAAAACUGAGAAACUAAAGUCUAAAAAACCAACCCUGUAA